This is a messenger RNA of Megalobrama amblycephala (Wuchang bream), 4934 nucleotides long. It is a transcript of the gene arhgap27l, whose product is annotated as Rho GTPase activating protein 27, like. The transcript has 20 exons. NCBI's taxonomy places the organism in Eukaryota, Metazoa, Chordata, Actinopteri, Cypriniformes, Xenocyprididae. The record is from RefSeq and is a predicted model, not a curated record. Gene Ontology annotation, molecular function: protein binding. Gene Ontology annotation, biological process: signal transduction; regulation of GTPase activity. The coding region runs from base 757 to 3807 and encodes 1016 amino acids. Gene Ontology annotation, cellular component: cytoplasm.
AGUGUUCACUGUGAGAUUUCUUUGUAUUUAUAUUUAGUGGUUGUUCAAUUUUAUGCAGCCUAAAAGUGAUCAGAGGUUGUGUAAACUGGAAGGGAGGGAAGAAUCCACCAGAGCCCAAAUGGGUGUGAAUCAACCACUGGGUGUUAUUCAUAGAAACUGCAUGGAGAACUCUCGCAAUAGCUGAUGUUUGUCAUUCAGUAGUUGACAAGAGGCGUACAUGAAACUGCCACAAGUGAGUUAGUACAGGGUAGCAUAAAAAUACCUUUAAAAAUAUCUUUUAAUACACACUGGGACCUGAAAGAUUUCAAAAAAACAAAUAUGAACAGAAGAGAUGAACGCAGAACUUUCUGUUUGCAGCUGUGAUGUGUGUGCUGGAACAGGAAAUGAAUGCAGACAGAGGAGGCAGGCAAGCUGAAACUGGCACAAAGCACUAGCGUGUAUACACACCCACCCACAUACAAGCAUACAGACACACACACUGGCCCUGAGCAACAACUGUCAGAGCUAAAACUUUGAGCUAUAGGUGGAACGACAAAGCAGUGGCGGCAAAAGACCGAAGCCUGUCUAAGACAUUAAGCGGAUUGAGUUUCUGAGAAAGGAAAAAAGAUUUAAAGACGAAGAAAAACAAGAGACGGAUCUAAUGUAAUUUGAACAAGGCAAGGAAACAAAGGUGUGGAGAAGAUGGUGGUCCGAUCCUGCCUGAGCAGGAGGGCCUUUCCUGAGCCUUGAUUCCAGCUUGAUUCCCUUAAGGGCUGAAUGGGUGAGACGGGUAAGAUGACGUCCUUACACAGUCUGGGCCUGGUAUUGGUGGAGUUUGAGUAUGAAUACGAGGGACGGGAUGGCCACAUGGUGUCCAUUAAACCCAACGAGCGCUACAUCCUCCUGUCCAAAACAAAUGAUCAUUGGUGGCAUGUGCGCAAAGAUGAACAAGCCAAGCCAUUUUAUAUCCCUGCUAAAUACGUAAAAGAGCUUCCACCCAACAUCCCUUCACCUCUGGACUUCAGAGAGCCUCCAGCCCCUGAUGUGAGGCUUGCAGUGCUUGACCUCGCAGAUAAACGCAAACCAGAUGAGGUGACAAUUAGACUUCGCUCCAAAGGGAAUUACCACAAGACAGAUAACCGCAUGUCGACAUUUGGUGUUCCUUUGGAUUUACAUGAGCCCCCUUCUUACAAACAUGGGGGACCUUCAGAUUCUCUCAUCUCCCUGAACACUGUUUCUGCCUCAGAAUCAUCACAGCAGAAGAAGAGGAUGAAUCACGCAACUAAUCUGCUGUUCGGCUCUCGCAAUGCUCCAGCUGAAACAGUGCCUGAAAAGCUUAGAGUUCCUAGCUUCAGCCCAGCUGACCCUCUCCAUAGACCUACCCCUGCCAAACCUGUGGAGCUCCCCGUCAUCAAGAACCUAAAUGAGACCAAGCCUCACAGGAAGUCUCCCGAGCUGGAAUCCCCAAUAGAGCCUGAAAGUGAAAGUUCCAGUUCAGAACCACUGCCAUCACCAGACUCGGAGAAUAUUUAUGAAUCCAUAUCAGACCUGAAUCUAGACCUGAUGUCACUGACAGAUAAAGCACCUGCUGGAUUGCCAAACCCUCAGACCAACACUUCAUGCUCACCUCCAACAAUAAAGACUGAGAAUGACCCCACCACUGCAGUGUAUGCUAAUGUUUCUGACCUGAAGAAGACCGUCCCUCGCUCUUCUAACUCCUCUGCCUCCACCUGCUCCUCACCCGGCAUCGCCCUCAGUCCCGCCCCAGAUACUGUCUCCCCGCCCAACUCGGCCGGAUGGCAGGUCCAUACUGACCACGACAGCGGAAAGGAUUACUACUACCACCCUGCUACAGGACAGAGCAGUUGGUCUGAUCCCCGUAGCCCCCACCCAGGAGCUGGUAUGGAGUCUGUGACCUCACCCAUGCCUGAGCCCACCCCAUCCUCAGCACAGGGCUCUGACUGGGUGCAGCUUUUGGAUGAGACCACUGGGAGACAUUAUUAUUAUAAUAGCACUUUGAAGCAAACCUCUUGGACUGCCCCAGAGCCAUCAUCAUCUCUGUCCUCCACGGACGAGGCACACAGUCAUGGCAAGGAGGCAGAUUUCCCGCCACCUCUUCCAGAUGAGGACUACCCAACGAAUCAGUGUGACGAUUCGCACAUUUCACUUCAACUCCCUAAAGAUUUUCAGUUGCCCCCAAUCAAGCGUGCCGUCAUCCCCAGGGCUGUUAUGGACCCACGUAAAGAUGCCCCUCUGGGCUGGACUCACUCUGUAGGGGCCGAUGGCAAAUCUGUCUACACAAGUGAUCUCACACAAGAAAAGUGGAUCCAGUCUAAGGAUGAAAAAGGGAAGUUGUAUUACCACUUAAAAGAUGGGUCUAAAUGUCAGUGGACCCUUCCAGAGGCUUCAGCCCCGCCCGGUCAGCCAAUGAAUGGAAACGGAAUAGACCAAGAUGCUCAACCUGUUUUGAACAACUGGAGAUACACAAUGGCCCAGUUCAACGUGUCUCAGGAAGACCUGAAAUUUUCCCCCUCACACAGGCGGAUCGCCUCUGACAACGCCAGUGAUGCAUCCAGCACAGGGAAUUCACCGGAAUCACAGCAUUACGAUAAAAAGUUAAGACGGCGGAGAAACCUGUCCAGUCAAAGCUCAGAUUCACAUUCUCAUCAUUCAUCACUGGAGAAGGCUGGGAUUCUCAACAAGACCAAAGUGGCUGAGAAUGGAAAGAGGCUGAGGAAGAACUGGGCGCAGUCGUGGACUGUUCUUCAUGAUGGCAUACUCACUUUCCACAAAGACCCUAAAUUUACACCUGCUGGGAUGUCUACCAAGUCCAAUCAGAUUGUUCCAGAGUACACAGUGGAACUGAAAGGAGCAACUUUAUCAUGGGCGUCUAAAGAAAAGUCAAGCAAGAAGAAUGUUUUAGAGCUCAAGACACGUCACGGCUCUGAGUAUCUGAUACAGUAUGACACAGACAGCAUCAUACAUGACUGGCACAAGAUUAUUUUGGACACCAUCAGACUGCUGCAGGACCAUGGCCAUUACUCAGAGGAUGAGGUGGAAGACAUCCCAGAAAAAUCUCUAUUGCCUGCAGAUAAAGACAAGAAGACUGAAUCAACAAGACUGAGUUCAUCAAGUAACACAGACAUAGAACAGGGCCGUGUUCGUACCAAGCUACGCAAGUUCCUCCAGAGGCGGCCCACCCUGCAGUCGGUCAAAGAGAAGGGCUACAUCAAAGAGAAUGUGUUUGGCUGCCACAUAGACACCCUCUGUCAUAGAGAAAACACAACUGUGCCCAAGUUUAUGGAAAAAUGCAUCAGAUCUGUUGAGAAAAGGGGUCUGAAAAUAGAUGGAAUCUACAGAGUGAGCGGGAACCUGGCUGUCAUCCAGAAGCUGCGAUAUAAAGCUGAUCAUGAAGAGGAUCUGGAUCUGGAGGACGGGCAGUGGGAAGAGAUCCAUGUGAUCGCAGGAGCUUUGAAGCUUUUCCUACGUGAACUUCCUGAGCCUCUUUUCCCCUUCAGCUUUUUUGAUAGGUUCAUCGCUGCUAUUCAAAUGAGUGACUACAGCCAGAAAGUGUCAUAUAUACGAGAUCUGGUGAGAAACUUGCCUUUGCCCAACCACGACACCAUGGAGGUUCUCUUCAAACAUCUCCGAAAGGUGAUUGAUCAUGGUGAGCAGAACCGCAUGUCUGUCCAAAGUAUGGCCAUUGUGUUCGGCCCAACGUUGCUGCGACCGCAGGAAGAGUUCAACAUCACCAUGCACAUGGUCUUUCAGAACCAGAUUGUGGAGCUCAUACUCAACGAGUUCAAUGAGCUCUUCCAAACCAAAUGAAAUUACCCGAUGAUACAACCAUCAACACAAUCUUCUGACAUUCCCAUCAUCUCUCCAGAGAAAGGUUACUGACCGAGUGGAUAUCAACUGUCCCAAUCAAUAUUUUUUUAUUAGAACUAAUAAACCGAAUGCAAUCUGUGUUUUUGGUACUGCUGAAAUCAAGAGAACAAAAAGCUGAAGGGAUCAUCAGCCGAUAUGAUCAAACCGAUCUUAUAAAGAAAGACAAAUUCUGAUUUGUCAAGGUUUUAUGUUUGAGACGAGACAGUUGUGGGAGUCCACGGUAAGAAAGAAAUAACGUACAACAAUUGCUUUGAAGAUAUUAGACAAGCAGAGCACAUACUUGUGCUUGUUACAGAAUAAUAUACUGUAUAUUAUUGCUACUCAUCCAAAAUGGUUCCUGUGGAACAACGACACUUUUCAGUUAGCCAAAUUUUUCCUGUGAGAUUUUUGUGCGGGUGUUGAUUGAACAAGCAAAGGUCCUCUACAAAGAUAUGGACAUUUGCUUGAUUUGUAAUUUUUCUCUGAACAAAGAUCUUGAUGAUGAGAGACCAAUGUGGAGGAAGCACAAUGAAUCUUAUCGCUGAGGAGACUGAGAUUUUGAGACGUACAUCAACUGUAUGACUAACCUUUUUCUUUAAUCUUUAAGAUCAAACAUUGUGACAGUACAAUGUACAGAAGUAUGAAAAUGAAUAUAAUGAACAAUAGAACAGUAUGCAGUAAAGUAAAAUGUGGAUGUGCGUUGUGUGUUGAAAACAAAGUGUGUGGAUGUAGACUAAAGCUGUACAUAUUUUACAUAUGUUGUUUAUAUAGAAAUAUGGUUAAAGAAAUAAUUGGCAAUUUCAUUUCUUUACAGAGAUAAAUAUUCUGUAAAUAAAACACCAUAUUUAAUUUCAUGCAAAUAUGUGCAUAGUUGUUACACUGGUAAUUACAGAAAUCUAGGACAUAUAUCAAGAAAUAAGAAAGAAAUGUUGUUUUUAGUAUUACAAGACUGCAUAUAUACAAUAAUUAUUGUGCAAGCCAGAUGAAAAAGAUGUACAUCAAUUUAAGAUAGUGAACAGAUAUUAUCACUGGACUAUAUAUCGAUGCAAUGUGAGAGACAAUAAAUAAAUAUGGUGCCUUCAUUUUCA